UAAACGCAGUCGUGAACUUCGGAGCGAAUAAAGAUACUUUUAUUUAUAGUUUUUAAUCGAAUAAAGUCGUGUGACGUUUGUGAACACCUGUGUCAAACCGGGAUUUUAUAAAUAUGAGUAUUGCUGACCUGAUCCAAGCUGCUGAAUACAUCGAAAGGCGAGACAGAGUUUUCUUUGUUGCAGAGUCGGAACACGGGUACGCGUCGAGUUUGCCGGCGUACGAGGAGACUCGUGCUGGUGGAAGGCGGCCGAAGACGAAAAAAUCGCAGGGCAGCAGGACCACUCAUAACGAGUUGGAAAAGAACAGAAGAGCUCACCUCAGGACUUGCUUGGAAAAACUCAAGGACAUGGUACCCCUAGGCCCCGAAGCCUCAAGACACACAACAUUAGGAUUAUUAACAAAAGCAAAAAGGUUUAUAAAGAGCCUGGAAGAACGGGAAAAAAGGCAUUCAAGUCACAAAGAACAGUUAGCAAGGGAACAGCGCUACUUGCGGCGGCGACUAGCACAGCUGAGGGCGAGUCGAGAUGUGACGCGUUCACUCUCCGAGAGCUCGAUGAUGCACGCACACGCGACGAGAGCGGACUCCCUCUCAUCGUUAGAAUCCUCCUCCGGCGUCUCCACGGCCGAGCGGUCGCCCUCAUCCGUCUCCGAGAGUGAUGAAGUUGACGUGAUUGGCUACACGUCGAACCAGAGUGAUAGUGAGUCGCUAGUGUCGGGGCACAGCGGCGACAGUGGGGUUGGAGUGGCGCGCGGGCGACGCUCGCGACGUAGCAAGCCUGCGCGCGCGCACCGUGUCACGCGAUACACCAGGGUGUAGGUGAGCGCGCGCGGCGCGAGCGCGGUGCGGUGUGCGCGUCUCCGCCACCAAGCGACUGUCUUCGUGUUAACAAAACAAUCGUAGGACAUUUUGUUGGUACAUGUACUGAGGCGAAUGUUGUUCGUGACUGAGUGGGGACCCCGUCCCGGGAGUGACUCGCCGGAGAUUGUCUGCGCCCGCGCCGCACACACACACACACUACUCGACACACACACCUCCGCGAUACAUUACCGAGUACAAAAUUGCCAAAAAAAAAUGUAUAAACAAGUUAAUUUCUCUCUCUUCUACUCUUUGGUGUUUAAACUUGGACUAUUGUAAAUCACCCGCUUCACUUCAUCACAAAUGGGGCUCAAAUGCUGUUUUCGAGAUAUAGUUUGCCCCGAACAUGAAAAAUAUUUAUCACAUUUUUAUUUCAUUAUUUCUUAAUAUAUUUAUAAAUUACAUGUUUAUUCUUUGGAAAGUGCGUUUUAAUUCCUUAGGUACUUAUUGUUAUUGAUAUCCAGAAAUGAUGUCGCGUGAGCGAAUGUUUUUUAGAUAUCAAUUUUAUAUUUUGUAUAUAAUUUUAUUUUUUCUUGUAUAAUUUAAUCAAAUAGAUUUUAGAUCUGUGCGUGUUGGACGAUCUAACCGCUGCGAAAUUAUUUGGCCUGUCAUCUUACAUGACAGGCCACCAAAAAAUAUUUAAGUUCUAACGAAAAAACAUUAACGAGAAGGUACUAAUAGUGCGGCUAUGAGAUUUUAAUGUAAUUUCGCAUAGAUCGCUUACUUUCCGUACCUCAUUUGCAAUUCGUGUCGCUGUCUCUCACAUCGCGCCCGCUAUUUAUAAAUGACAUUACAUUCGAUUUUUCAAAAUGGCGGACAACGUUUCGUUAGAGAAAGACACGUUUGCAAAAUCGCUAACAUUGUUAAGUAUUAAUAUAGAAUGUUUAUGAUCUCACUUCAUUGUCACAGGCCUGUGCGAGUAAUGUGUUUCUAUAUAUUAAUUUUCAUUAUAUAUUAAAUCGCGGCCAGUUAAAUUAGAUUUAUUUACGCAUUAUAGAUAACGAAUAUGACCAAAUUUAUCGUUUGACACAAUUGCUCGCAUGGUUUUUAAUUUAUGUGGACACACAUACCAAAACUAAUAUUAUAUUGAAUGAAAAGCUGGACAAUACACUGUGUUGAUAAAAUGAAACCUUUGCUAGGAGACAUCUAUAUUAAACGAUAUAUUUUUGUUAUGACUAUUGUAUCUUAUAAUAUUAAAUUGUUAAUUCAUUUUACUAUGUAUGGCUGGUUUGAUUGUAUUGUUUAAAGGUAUUUUUCAACGACAAUAUGUUCAAUGGACCUUCGCUCGAUUCAAAUCUCAAUUGCUUCCUUGGUCCUGCAGAAUGUUAGAUUUUUUUUUUGAAUUCAUAAAUUUAUUGUAAAUUGUUUUAGGUAUGGAUGUUAUAAUAAGUAUAGUUAUAAACGUAUAAUUAUUGAAAUGACAGUCUGAUCUCUUAACAUAAUGCGUUAUCGGUUAGCGGCUGAGCCGCGUGUGUCCGUCGGGUGCCUCUCACUCUGAAAAACCUUUAAUGUCACGAUUGAAGUUCCCGCCAGAAUGUACAUUAAUUACUUUGUCAAAGUCUCAAAAAAUGUUUGUUAUUUUUGAAAAUCAAAAAUUAAUUAAAGUUAUUUUAUUUAAUUGAAUCAACGAGUAUGUCUAGUCGAUAGUAAAAUAUGUACAUUAAAAAAAAACAACUCAAAUGAAUUUUACGGUUACAUUUUGGCGCGUAUUUCAAACGUAAUAUUAUCUGUGCCCGAUGCUUGCAUCAGCUUUACGAAAGCUGCGGCUUUUAGAGAAUUAACUCUUUAGACGGUUGCGAUUUCUUGCGGAGAGAAUUUUUAUUGCAAUGUUACAAAGAAUAUUUUAAGUAUAUGGCCAGUAACAAUAAUGGUCACGCAACACGUCCGAAGGGUUCAAUAAUCGAUAGCCUUAGCUGCGUCUGUCAUAUCCUGCCUCAAAUAUGUCGAAAGAAGAAAAAAAAAUAUUUAUCUUUUGGAAAUUAAUAUAUCACAAAUUUUAUUUAUUUAUAAGGCAGUGCUCUGUCGAUUUAAUUUAUACCGUACCAGUGUUUCGCUUCAACUCGCAUGCCUGUCGAUCGAUAGGAGACACCUGAAUAUUUCACGGAAGACCUUUGCGAUAUCUCAUUCACGUUUCAUUUGCAACCGAGUGUAAAUGGGUAGAAGCGGCGACGGGACGCUCUAAGAGUACAAAUUCUGUAUAAGCCCCUACUUGAGUGUUAAUUCUAAACGUUAAUUUUAAUCACGAAACAGGGAGAAGGUAUCGUCAGAGUACGAAUAGUGUUUAAGCGCGCGGGCGACGGUCGUAGCCUACGGUGCAGCUCUGCCUUUGAUGUUGUCUCUUCCUUAACUGAAUGUCGGUAUCCUAUUGCUACAGUGAGUUUGAUUUGCGAUAUCUUCCGACUGUACCCUUCUUCUCGUAGACGUAUCGAGCGCGUAGAGCGCCUUAUAUACAGGUGUACCACUGUAACGAUAGGGUAUUAGAAGCGGUGCGUGCUCUGUACGUGCGCAUCUCAUUAGAUAAGAAAAGUGUUAUUAGAAACAAAUUGCAAUAAAAAAGUCGCCCUCCGCCGCCGCUCCGCGAUACAACCCAACUUAGUCGCUGUAAAUUAAAAUUAGUCCGGCGUUGUAAAAAUAUCACCGAUUUGUAAAUAUUUGGAGCCAAAAUUUUUAUACAAAUUAUUAAAUAGAUAUAUUCUUGGACCAAGUUGACGGCGGAGCGGCGGCGGGGGCGGCGACUGCGUGGGCGACGCCACGGAGCGCUCGUUACGUCGGCGGAGCGCCAUUAUUCGGUUUGACGUUUCAAUUGUCACGAACGUCGAAUUAGUAAUCUAUUGCGUUCGUGCGAUGCGAGCGCUUCAAACGAGACCUCCCAGUAUUCGUUAUCCAAGAUGGCGGCACGCAGUCAUUCGUUGUCUGAUCGUAGAGGCAAACAUUAGGUACUAUUGUGACUACUGCUGAUGUGACUUGGCAGCAUUAUUCUAUGUAAUUGACGAAAGCACAUAUAAUUUAC
Vanessa atalanta (red admiral) is the source of this 3867-nucleotide messenger RNA. RefSeq names its product max dimerization protein 4-like. Gene Ontology annotation, molecular function: DNA-binding transcription factor activity, RNA polymerase II-specific; protein dimerization activity; RNA polymerase II cis-regulatory region sequence-specific DNA binding. Gene Ontology annotation, biological process: regulation of transcription by RNA polymerase II. The record is from RefSeq and is a predicted model, not a curated record. The coding region runs from base 114 to 818 and encodes 234 amino acids. NCBI's taxonomy places the organism in Eukaryota, Metazoa, Arthropoda, Insecta, Lepidoptera, Nymphalidae. The transcript has 7 exons.